CAGUGCGAGGAAAGGGGGUUUGGUUUGGGUUUGUUUUGUUUGCGCCGCUCCGCUCCUCGCCCGCUCGCUUUCUUCGUCUGGCCGUGGGUUCUGGGGACUUUUUAAAUUUAGGGGUUAUUUUCUUCUUUAUUUUUUUUCGUCAUUUUUUGGUGGUUGGCUCUCCCUCCUUGCCCCUCCGGGAAGCGCUCCACCAGCCGCCUCUCUCCCCGCCAUCCCUCCCCAUGCGCCCGGGGCCGCGGGCAGCUCCGCGGCGCGCACCCGGGAGCUGAACUGUGGAGCAGCGCGUCCCCUCCUCGGGCAGGAUGUACACGGCCGGGCUGCCUCCUUUCUACGCCUCCAACUUCAGCUUGUGGUCAGCGGCGUAUUGCUCUGCAUCGGGGCCGGCGGCCGGCGGCUGCUUCCCGCUGGACGCCGCGGCGGCGAAGAAGCCGUCCUUCUGCAUCGCCGACAUCCUCCACGCCGGCGGCGAGGCGGCGGCAGGAGCCGCCGACAGCCUGCCCGGAGGGCCCGGCACCGGGAUGCCGGCCGCGCUGGGAGCCGUGCACCACGGCGGUCCCUUCCACGCCACGGCCUCGCCGCUCCGGCCCACGCCCGUCGUGGCCCCCGACGCCCCCGCCGCCGCCGCCGCCUUCCCGCCGCGCCUCUCGCCGCUCUCCGCCGCCUACCACUCCCACCACCACCGCCCCCCGCAGCACCGCUCCCCCGCGGCGGCGGCGGCGGGCGGCGGAGGCGCCCCGGCCCCCGCCCGGCUGCCCGGCGGCCACACGCACGGCUCGGCGCCGGCGCCCGCCAGCAAGGACCUGAAAUUCGGCAUCGACCGCAUUUUAUCGGCGGAGUUUGACCCCAAAGUCAAGGAAGGCAACACGCUGAGAGAUCUGACCUCCUUAUUAACUACGAGCCGCCAAACUGGGGUUCAUCUCCCCAACUUGCAGCCUUCCGCCGGCCAGUUCUUCGCGUCUCUAGACCCCAUUAACGAGGCCUCUGCUAUCCUGGGUCCCUUAAACACAAACCCAAGGAGCUCAGUGCAGCACCAGUUUCAAGACACUUUUCCAGGUCCAUACGCAGUUCUAACCAAGGACACGCUGCCCCAGACGUACAAGAGGAAACGCUCCUGGUCCAGGGCUGUUUUUUCCAACCUGCAGAGGAAAGGCUUAGAAAAACGGUUCGAAAUCCAGAAGUAUGUCACCAAACCGGACAGGAAGCAACUGGCGGCAAUGCUGGGGCUGACAGAUGCUCAAGUGAAGGUGUGGUUCCAGAACCGGCGGAUGAAGUGGCGGCACUCCAAGGAAGCGCAGGCCCAGAAGGACAAGGAGCCGCCGCCGGAGCCGGAGCCGGCGGCCCAGCGAGCCGGCGCACCGCCCGCCGCCCCCGGGGAGCCCGAGCGCAGCCCCAGCCGCUCCGACGGCGACAGCGACAGCAGCGACGCCGAGUCCCUCGACAUGGCCCCCAGCGACACGGAACGGACUGAGGGCGCCGAGCGGAGCCUGCCCGCAGCCGGGCUGGGCAAGUCCUCCGGCAGCCCCUGCCUGCCCUCCUCGCCGCCGCCCGCCGCCGCCAGCCCCGAGCCGCGGAGCGGCCUAUAGUCGGGGCGGCCCGGGACCUGUGCGCUAAUUUAUCUCCCUUCCCCCUCCCCGGGAGCGCGGCAAGGCCGGCCCAGCACCGGCCCUGGUCCCGGCCCGCUCCCGCCUGUGGCCAGCGCCCGGCCCGGCCCGCGGCGAGGGGCCGAGCACGCAGGCGGAGCGGGGAGCCCUGGCCCCGGGGAGGCAGAACGUAAGCGGCCGCCUUUCCCUCAGAGCUGCUCGCAGGAGACCGGGGAAUCUUUUUUUUUUUUCUUUUUUCUUUUAUUUUUUAUUUUAAUUCUGCGUUUCCCGCCCCUCGUUCUCUCCAAGGAAAAUCCGAGCGAGGGAAUGCGAGAACGCUCUCCGAAAUCCCCACCUUUCCCCGCCCCACCCCCCAACCAAUUUACAAUGUGAAGUAUUUUGCCAACGUCCUCAUUGGUUGCAACUUGUUGCUUCGAAUAAUCCGGCCAAGAAAUACUGCACUGACAAAAUAUAUAAAUAUAUAUAUAUAUAUAUAUAACUCCUGUAAAUAAAAUGUUUGCUAUGGUUUGUAGCCACGUCAGUCUGUUGACCAGGGGCGAGGGCUGGCGUGGCUGCCCCAGCUUCCCUCACCCCGCUCGAAGGCAGCAGCUGCCUCUCCUCGCCUUGGAGCCUCCCCAGGCAGCCUUCUCUUUUCCUUUUUCUUAUUUUUUUUUCUUUUUUUUUUUUUUCCUCUUUUUUUUUUUCCUGAGAAAGGCAGUGACAAGGACUGGAUUUGAUGACGCACAGUUGUCCCCCCGAUGAGAAAGUUACCAAUGACAUCCGUGGCUCCUCAUGUGCCCGUGCCGUGUGAGGUGGCUUUUGUUUUGCCAGGCAGGGCUGGGCUGUCGGGCUGCCCGCGGCUCCCGGCCCCGCUGCCAAGAGCCCAGGGGCAGUUUUGGGGCGCAGGGUGGGGGACACGACCUGUUGGAUUUGUUUUGCUUCGUUUCUCUUUGCUUUGCUGCGCUUUGCUGAGGCUCCGGUUCCUCCCCGCAAGCCCCCGUGACGUCACAGCGCGGCUGUGCGGCUCCGGGGGCGCGCUGUGACGUCAUACAGACGUCAUAGAGGCCAAUGCCGUGGGGGGGAAGGGUGGGCACCGGGGUGAGGGGGACACAGGGCGGAUUCUCCCCCGUCCCGGGGAGGGCUGGGUGCCCGGCCCGGUGCGGCCUGGCGGAUCCUCCGGGACUCCCCGGGGGUCCAGGCCGGGGUCCGACGGCUCCGCUCGGGUUCAUAGUUAGCUUCGCCCCCGGAAAAAUAUAAAGCGCCUCGCUACUCCGUGCUCCGUUCCUCCCGGGCCACGAGGGAGGACGGGGGCCGCUUCUGAGGCAGCCUGCUUCCCACUCCUCCCUCGCCGAGCAGUGCGGAUUAGAGCGAGAGCCGCGGCGGUGAGCAGCCCCCGUGUUCGCUCGGGGAAAAGAGAUUUUUGCCGCGGCGCAGAAAUCCGCGGGGGCCGGGAUCCUGCUCACGAAGGCAGGGCAAGGACAGGAGGAGCCGAGCCUCCCUCCCUCUGCCCCACAAGCUUGGUCGGUGGGCACUGAGCAUGCGACAUCUCAGGAAAGAAAAGGGAGACAGCGGAAUAAAGCGAAAGACCGGGAAAAUGCCGGUGUCCUCCAGCGAUGUGGAGGCGGGUGCACGUCUGUCCUUCACCUGCUGCUUCUCUGAAGGCUCAGGCGAGAAAUCCUUCCGUGCCGGAAUUUUUUUUUUUUUUUCCGGGGAGGACACUCUCCUCGGGGCCACCCUUGUUAGUGAGAGCAAAGCCCCGAGGAAAGGGAAAGAAACACUCACAGAAUUCGCUCACCAGAAGCCCUGGGGAGAAGGAGCUGGGGCUUCGUCUUGCCGGAGGAAGAAGGGACGGGUGUAUUGGUAAAAAAGCAUGUAACCGAGAGGGCAGAGGCUCCGUCAGGACCACGACAGGCAGGUGUGGCCCCCUCUCCAAGGGAGGACGCACAAAGUUCUGAUGCGUUCCUGGAUGCCCGCAGUGCCCACGAGGGGUGGCACUCCCGGGCCGCCGUCCCUGACCGCCCCCGCUUGGGACAGAAAAGUGGGACGGGAGAAGAAAUUACCUGGAAGGGCCUUGUAAAUUAAUGUUCUGCUUUUAAAACCUUGCCAGGGAGGAAACGAGGGGGUGUCAUGGCUUAUCGGGGCGCGGUGUGGGCCCCGCAGUUCGCUUUCAGCCCCAGGAAGAGGCUGCGCCCAUCAGUGCGGGAUUUGCCAUGAUGUUAGAACUCCUUUAAAUGCAAGGGAAGCCGCGGGACAGAUGCCCAGCGAGACACGACAGUUUCUCCUCCGAUAAACCACCGUGGUGCGGCUCACGGAACCGCAGGAAUUUGUUUGCCUCUUGAGUUUGUUUCCUGAAGACUAGCCCAUGCAGGAGAGAGGGUUUUGGAGUGGCUCUUGUCAGAUGAGAAAGGAAAAGCGCGUCGGGAAAGAGUUUAUCUUCCCUUGGGUUACAGGAAUCUCCUCCAGCGCAGGACUGGCUGCGCGGGGCCAGGCUCCCUCCACCUCGGCCUCCCCAAAGAACGGGACCAGUGCCCGCCUGGACUUGGGGUCGGGGGAAGAGCGAGGCAACGCCUUUUUGGCAUCAUUUAAGAUAACAAGGCAAAAAAAAAAGGACAAUAGUGCUAUUAGGGCUCGAGCUUUGGGUAAACGUGCUCAGGUCGGAAUGGAAGAGACAGGAUAAAAUUCCUUCUUCCUGCGCCCGCUUUUUGUGCUUCGUGCACCCCGGGUGCUGUUCAGGCCAAGAGGCCAAGUGGCGGAGCGGGAGGAUGGGUUUCUCCCUCUCCCCCGGCUACAGGGAAAAUGAAUUAUAUCUCUCUCCAGUUUGCUCCUGCUGUGCACGUGCAGGUAGAGAAAAGACACGAAAACGAGUCUGGGGAAAGAUGCGCCCGUGGAGGGAUUUGUGCCCGUCUCUACAGGGAAGUGAGUUUCCCCGUCCAGAGAGGCUGCAGUUACCGCUCGAUUUCUGCGGGAACAAAUCGGGACAAUUUCGUGACCGCAGGCAGCCCCAACGCCGCUGACUGCCGAAGGCGACAUGUCCUUAGUGCAGUGCAGCACCCCCGCUCCCAGAACAGGUCAAAGAAAGCUUGGAGGAGUCUCUAUUUUGUUUGCCUGUUGCGCCUGGUAACACGAAAGGCUUUUGAUGCUGGUUGUCUCUGAACGAGAGACGCCUGAGCCCACUGUUUUAUUGCCGACCCGAAAACCCUCGAAGGUGUUUCAGUCGAGGGCAGCAGCUUUCCAGGCGGUCUCUGCACUUCCCCUAAACCCGCUGUGACUCUUUCCAGACCUGUGCCGGGCACCGCAACCCCCAGCGCGGCGGGGUGACAGCGGGGUGUCGCGGCGGGGCCGGGGUCCCCCCGGAGGGGCUGGCAGGAGCUUCCCCGGCUCUGUCCUGGUCUCCGCGAUCCCGGUCAGGGCAGACCCUCCGCACAAACUCGCUUCGUUGCUUCGCUUUCCCGUCGGAUGCCUGGCAGAGAUUAUUCGCGUUGAUUUCAGAUGAAAAGUCGUACGGGAGACCAAGAAGCGGGAGCGAUACGCGCUGCCGCACGGAGGAUAGAGGUUUUCCUGCCUCCUCCUGCCUGGCAUGUAUGGGAAAUCAGAUUAAUACAGAAGCGGGAGGCCUCGCCGUGCCGCUCCGAUAUCCCAGCCCUGCCUGGGGAUAUCCACACUCACAGAGAUGCGCAGCCGGGCUGACCAGAGCCAGGUCCGGCCGGCCUUCUUCCAGGGGAGCAGUUUACCAAUAACCCCACCUUUCCCUGUGGAAAGGCUCUGUGUUAGGAAGUCCAACGAGAUACAUUUCUUUUCUCCCGAUUUCUUACCAGAGACCUCCCAUCUCCAGAGACCCGACCCAACCUCAGAAAUAACAGCCACAUUAGAAGAAAAAAACCCAAACCCAAACCAAAACCAAUAAUACAACAGAACAGAAGCAAUAUUUUAAUCAAGCGAUACACGGUGCAAAGGGGCCGGGCGGGGAGCUGGCAUCGGCAUCGGCCGCUGUCCUGCCCGGCGAGGACGGGGUGUCCGCCGCGGUCCCCCCGCCUCGGUGCUGCUCCCCCCAGAGCCCCGUGGGCGCGGAGCCCGCGGCAGCGAAACCUGAGUUCGCCUCCCUCGUUAGCAGAGCGAGACCGGCCCCUCUCCUUAGGAAAAUAUUUUUAUUUUAUUUUAAUGUCGGGCUUAAGCUGAUGUCUUAAAAAAUAAUUGUUUUCAGACCCCAGUUCGCUCGGCAUCGCCGUUUCACACUCGCAGGCACACUCAGCUUUCCCUGUAGUUCAUGCCUCGGGACUGCCUGGCGUCUGCAAGACAAACUGCAAUCUCCAAAAUGUCAACUUUUGCCACAAUCUCGACUAAGAAAACCACCCCCUUCUUAUUGCUGUUGAGCGCUCAUCAGAAAUAAUGGCUGUUUACACAAAACCUUUAUUCACUUUCUUAAAUAAACACCAGUGAAUUCAAAUAAAGCAAAGCCUCAGCUAUAAUUCAAGCACAACGUU
Poecile atricapillus (Black-capped chickadee) is the source of this 6061-nucleotide messenger RNA. RefSeq names its product H2.0 like homeobox (gene HLX). Lineage: Eukaryota; Metazoa; Chordata; Aves; Passeriformes; Paridae. The record is from RefSeq and is a predicted model, not a curated record. Gene Ontology annotation, biological process: regulation of DNA-templated transcription. The transcript is spliced from 4 exons. Gene Ontology annotation, molecular function: sequence-specific DNA binding; DNA-binding transcription factor activity, RNA polymerase II-specific. The coding region runs from base 303 to 1583 and encodes 426 amino acids.